Messenger RNA from Camellia sinensis, 726 nucleotides. RefSeq lists its product as uncharacterized. NCBI's taxonomy places the organism in Eukaryota, Viridiplantae, Streptophyta, Magnoliopsida, Ericales, Theaceae. The record is from RefSeq and is a predicted model, not a curated record.
AUGACUGUCACAGACUUGUUUUGGGCACAUCCUGUCAGUUUAGAUUUGCUUCGUUCAUUUCUAAAGCUGAUUGAUAACUAUGUUUGGGUGUUAACUACAUUGCGUAGUCUCUUGGAUGACAUUGCUAUUCCUGAGGUGAUUAUCACGGACAGGAAGCUUGCUUUGAUGAAUGCUAUUGACAAGGUGUUUUCUACAUCUCGACAUUUAUUAUGCCGAUGGCAUAUUAGUAGAACUGUACUGGCAAAAUGCAAGAAAAUGUUUGAGAGUAAGAAGAAAUGGGACAAGUUUAUCUCUUCAUGGAAUUUCUUAGUACUCUCCUCGACUGAGCUUGAAUAUAAUAAAUGCCUUGCCAUGCUACUUGCGGAUUUUGAUACAUAUCCUGAGGCAGUGCAAUACGUGUCACAAAAUAGUUGUAUGCACUUCGGGAAUGUUACAACCAAUAGGGCUGAAAGUGCACAUGCAAAACUUAAACAACUACUUGGUUCUAACCAAGUCAAUUUUGAGUGUUCUUGGACCAAGAUCCAUAGUUCGCUUGAGUUGCAGCACGUUGAUAUUAAGGCAUCGUUUGAGAAGAGUUUAACCGUUGUACAACAGCAGUUCAAACUAUCCCAUUUUAGAGAGCUCCGAGACAAUAUCUCUAUUACUGCAUUAGAUCAUGUCUUAGCAGAGAGUAAGCAAGUGGAUGAUGUUGGCAUUGAUGCUUCUAUGUGUGGAUGUGUUGUUUGA